CAGCGACAGCAAACGACUUUAUUUAAUUUAAGCUAAGUUCUUUAUUGAUAAUUAUUCGACGAGUCGUUACACAUUAAAGUUGUUUUGAGUCCAAACAGGGUGGAAGUAAUUACAAAAGCUAAGUGAAAUAAAUUCAUUUUUGGCGUAUUGUUAUAUACAGCUAUAUUUGAUGUGGACUUAAUACAUGAAUAGAGAAAAAACACGUGUAGUUUUUACUUUCUACACUUUUACGCAAAAAACUUUUAUCAGAGUAAUUUUCCUAUUUAGACUUUAAGCCAAGUGAGGCUUUUGUGUACUUAAUACAUGUACAAGACUAGUAAAAACAAAUAUUUAAUUAUUCGCAUCCUGUUGUGCCGCCGGGUAUUGGUGACGUCACAACUCCACAGCUUUUUCCCCCCCCUUCCUAACAAAACCACCUUCUUUUCUUCUCUUUUUUUCCUGCAACCUGACACGUCUGCCACGUCCAAACUUCCCGGAACGCUAGGAGGAACCUCUGCUCAGAAUCAUGAAAAGGUCGGCCGUGCCCUGGAGCCUGCCAGCAAAACAUCUCGCUUGACGGUGCAUAACUUGGCCUUCCAGAGCAAAACCUUUUGGACGUUAAGCUGAACCUCAGAGACAUGGCAGAAGAGCACAGAUAAAACAAUGGGUUGCUCUCUCCUCCUGUUGGCCAGCACCGUGUCCGGUCUGGGAGGUCUGCUCUAUGGUUAUGAACUGGCCAUUAUCUCCGGUGGUUUGCUCCAGCUCAAGGCCCAGUUCCACCUCACCUGCGUCCAGCAGGAGGUGCUGGUCAGCUCUUUGCUGGUCGGCGCACUGCUGUCCUCCCUGGUGGGAGGAACCUUGAUCGACCGCUAUGGCCGUAGAAAGUCCAUCCUCCUCAGUAACGCCCUGAUGCUGACUGGCAGCCUCAUCCAGCUAAUCAGCUCCUAUCCUGCGCUGCUGUGUGGCAGGUUCACAGUGGGCGUGUCCAUCUGUCUGUCCUCGAUGUCCUGCUGCAUUUUUGUGUCGGAGAUGGUCACCCCCGAGCGUAGGGGAUUCCUGGUAACCCUGUACGAAGCUGGGAUCACUGUGGGCAUCCUGGCAGCCUACACCAUGAACUACAUCCUGUUUGACUUGGAGAGGGGCUGGACAUGGAUGUUUGGCCUGGCUGUCGUACCAACCUUGGUUCAGCUUGUGGCUAUAUGCUUCCUUCCGUCCAACACUGGCAGAAACGAGUGCGACUUAGACCUUACCACUAACACAGAUACCCAAGAAGAAUGUGACUCGAAGGAACAGGCGCAGUAUGAUAUCAAGUAUCUUUUCAAGCGCAAAGACAACAUGAGGAGCCGCACCGUGGUCGGGCUGGGACUGGUGCUUUUCCAGCAGUUCACAGGACAGCCCAGCGUUCUCUUCUACGCCUCCACCAUCUUUAACUCAGCCGGCUUUCAGAGCGCAGACUCCGCGGUACUAGCCACUGUUGGCGUCGGUCUGGUCAAAGUGCUGGCGACGUUCAUCUCCAUGGUGUGUUCCGACAGAGUGGGAAGGAGGCCUCUGCUCAUCAGUGGAUGUUGCGUCAUGGCGUUGGGUCUCAUAACCAUCGGACUUCUUAGCGGAUAUUCAGUGAAGGACACUCAGGAGCCUUGUAACAUAGACCGCGUCAUCGACAACAGAACGGGUCAGUUCCAGUUUACCGAUGGGAACCAUACGCUUUUGAACGCACCGCCGGGCGAGACCAACACAGUCCAAGAUGCCGGGGACCAAAAAACCCCAGAACCUCUGGAAUUUGCAAUGGAAAGUUCUCCUAGUGUUCAGGAAAAGGUUUUCAACUGGAUCAUUCUUGUGUGCGUAAUGGCUGUUGUUGCGGCAUACUCCAUUGGAUUUGGACCAAUGACGUGGCUUCUCCUCAGCGAGAUCUUUCCCGCCGCAGUGAGAGGACGAGCGUUCGCACUCAGCAGCUGCUUCAACUGGAGCGCUCACCUCUUGGUCACCUUCACUUUCCUGGAUGUGUUCAAUGCAGUCGGUCUGGGCGGAACGUUCCUCAUGUAUGGUGUGAUCUCGGUGGUGGCCGCCAUUUUCUUCUACUUUUUGCUGCCAGAAACCAAAGGCAAGACGCUGGACCAGAUCGACAAGGAGCUGCGCUUCAACAGGUUUCAUCGCAACGUGAAGCAGCGCGUCUUCAUCAGAACGUCUUCUUUUCAGCAUCGCUACCAAAGAGUCCGCUGUCAAGCCAAGAGUCCGUAGGAAAACAUCAACAAUGAUCCAUGAAUCGUUUUAACUCACCUUGAGUCUUGUGUGGGUACUAAGGGAACAGCUCUAAAAUGGUUCCAGUCAUUUUUGACCAGCAGGAGUUUGUCCAAUACUCCUCCUCUGAGUCUACCUUAACCUCCUAAGACCCAGCGUCCUCCGAAGUGGACAUUCAUGUUAAGUAUAUAACUUUCUGAGAACAAACGUCCUCCAAAGUGGACAUUUGUGUCAAACAAAGUGGACAGUUGUGUUAAGUAUAUAACUUCCUGAGAACAAACGUCCUCCAAAGUGGAUGUUUGUGUCAAGCAUAGUGGACAUUUGUGUUGAGUUUAUAAUCUCCAGAGACCCAGCGUCCUCUGAAGUGGACAUUUGUGUCAAGCAGAGUGGACAUUUAUGUUAAGUUUGUGACCUCCUAAGAAUCAGCGUCCUCUAAAGUGGACAGUUGUGUCAAGCAGAGUGGACAAUUAUGUUAAGUCUAUAACUUCCUGAGAACAAACGUCCUCCAAAGUGGACAUUUGUGUUAAGCAUAGUGGACAAUUGUGUUGAGUUUAUAAUCUCCAGAGACCCAGCGUCCUCUGAAGUGGACAUUCAUGUUAAGUUUGUGACCUCCUAAGAAUCAGCGUCCUCUAAGAUGGACAUUUAUGUUAAGUCUAUAACUUCCUGAGAACAAACGUCCUCCAAAGUGGACAUUUAUGUCAAGCAUAGUGGACAAUUGUGUUGAGUUUAUAAUCUCCAGAGACCCAGCGUCCUCUGAAGUGGACAUUUGUGUCAAGCAUAGUGGACAUUUGUGUUGAGUUUAUAAUCUCCAGAGACCCAGCGUCCUCUGAAGUGGACAUUUGUGUCAAGCAGAGUGGACAUUUAUGUUAAGUCUAUAACUUCCUGAGAACAAACGUCCUCCAAAGUGGACAUUUAUGUCAAGCAUAGUGGACAAUUGUGUUGAGUUUAUAAUCUCCAGAGACCCAGCGUCCUCUGAAGUGGACAUUUGUGUCAAGCAGAGUGGACAUUUAUGUUAAGUUUGUGACCUCCUAAGAAUCAGCGUCCUCUAAGGUGGACAGUUGUGUCAAGCAGAGUGGACAUUUAUGUUAAGUCGAUAACUUCCUGAGAACAAACGUCCUCCAAAGUGGACAUUUGUGUUAAGCAUAGUGGACAAUUAUGUUGAGUUUAUAAUCUCCAGAGACCCAGCGUCCUCUGAAGUGGACAUUCAUGUUAAGUUUGUGACCUCCUAAGAAUCAGCGUCCUCUAAGAUGGACAUUUAUGUUAAGUCUAUAACUUCCUGAGAACAAACGUCCUCCAAAGUGGACAUUUAUGUCAAGCAUAGUGGACAAUUGUGUUGAGUUUAUAAUCUCCAGAGACCCAGCGUCCUCUGAAGUGGACAUUUGUGUCAAGCAAAGUGGACAUUUAUGUUAAGUUUGUGACCUCCUAAGAAUCAGCGUCCUCUAAGGUGGACAGUUGUGUCAAGCAGAGUGGACAUUUAUGUUAAGUCGAUAACUUCCUGAGAACAAACGUCCUCCAAAGUGGACAUUUGUGUUAAGCAUAGUGGACAAUUGUGUUGAGUUUAUAAUCUCCAGAGACCCAGCGUCCUCUGAAGUGGACAUUCAUGUUAAGUUUGUGACUUCCUGAGAGUCAGCGUCCUCUAAGAUGGACAUUUAUGUUAAGUCUAUAACUUCCUGAGAACAAACGUCCUCCAAAGUGGACAUUUGUGUCAAGCAUAGUGGACAAUUGUGUUGAGUUUAUAAUCUCCAGAGACCCAGCGUCCUCUGAAGUGGACAUUUGUGUCAAGCAUAGUGGACAUUUGUGUUGAGUUUAUAAUCUCCAGAGACCCAGCGUCCUCCAAAGUGGACAUUUGUGUCAAGCAGAGUGGACAUUUAUGUUAAGUCUAUAACUUCCUGAGAACAAACGUCCUCCAAAGUGGACAUUUGUGUCAAGCAUAGUGGACAAUUGUGUUGAGUUUAUAAUCUCCAGAGACCCAGCGUCCUCUGAAGUGGACAUUUGUGUCAAGCAUAGUGGACAUUUGUGUUGAGUUUAUAAUCUCCAGAGACCCAGCGUCCUCCAAAGUGGACAUUUGUGUCAAGCAGAGUGGACAUUUAUGUUAAGUCUAUAACUUCCUGAGAACAAACGUCCUCCAAAGUGGACAUUUAUGUCAAGCAUAGUGGACAAUUGUGUUGAGUUUAUAAUCUCCAGAGACCCAGCGUCCUCUGAAGUGGACAUUUGUGUCAAGCAGAGUGGACAUUUAUGUUAAGUUUGUGACCUCCUAAGAAUCAGCGUCCUCUAAGGUGGACAGUUGUGUCAAGCAGAGUGGACAUUUAUGUUAAGUCGAUAACUUCCUGAGAACAAACGUCCUCCAAAGUGGACAUUUGUGUUAAGCAUAGUGGACAAUUGUGUUGAGUUUAUAAUCUCCAGAGACCCAGCGUCCUCUGAAGUAGACAUUCAUGUUAAGUUUGUGACUUCCUAAGAGUCAGCGUCCUCUAAGAUGGACAUUUAUGUUAAGUCUAUAACUUCCUGAGAACAAACGUCCUCCAAAGUGGACAUUUGUGUCAAGCAUAGUGGACAAUUGUGUUGAGUUUAUAAUCUCCAGAGACCCAGCGUCCUCUGAAGUGGACAUUUGUGUCAAGCAGAGUGGACAUUUAUGUUAAGUCUAUAACUUUCUGAGAACAAACGUCCUCCAAAGUGGACAUUUGUGUUAAGCAUAGUGGACAAUUGUGUUGAGUUUAUAAUCUCCAGAGACCCAGCGUCCUCUGAAGUGGACAUUCAUGUUAAGUUUGUGACCUAAGAAUCAGCGUCCUCUAAGAUGGACAUUUAUGUUAAGUCUAUAACUUCCUGAGAACAAACGUCCUCCAAAGUGGACAUUUAUGUCAAGCAUAGUGGACAAUUGUGUUGAGUUUAUAAUCUCCAGAGACCCAGCGUCCUCUGAAGUGGACAUUUGUGUCAAGCAGAGUGGACAUUUAUGUUAAGUCUAUAACUUCCUGAGAACAAACGUCCUCCAAAGUGGACAUUUGUGUUAAGCAUAGUGGACAAUUGUGUUGAGUUUAUAAUCUCCAGAGACCCAGCCUCCUCUGAAGUGGACAUUCAUGUUAAGUUUGUGACCUAAGAAUCAGCGUCCUCUAAAAUGGACAUUUAUGUUAAGUCUAUAACUUCCUGAGAACAAACGUCCUCCAAAGUGGACAUUUAUGUCAAGCAUAGUGGACAAUUGUGUUGAGUUUAUAAUCUCCAGAGACCCAGCGUCCUCUGCAGUGGACAGUUGUGUCAAGCAUAGUGGACAAUUGUGUUGAGUUUAUAAUCUCCAGAGACCCAGCGUCCUCUGAAGUGGACAUUUGUGUCAAGCAGAGUGGACAUUUAUGUUAAGUUUGUGACCUCCUAAGAAUCAGCGUCCUCUAAGGUGGACAGUUGUGUCAAGCAGAGUGGACAUUUAUGUUAAGUCGAUAACUUCCUGAGAACAAACGUCCUCCAAAGUGGACAUUUGUGUUAAGCAUAGUGGACAAUUGUGUUGAGUUUAUAAUCUCCAGAGACCCAGCGUCCUCUGCAGUGGACAGUUGUGUCAAGCAUAGUGGACAAUUGUGUUGAGUUUAUAAUCUCCAGAGACCCAGCGUCCUCUGAAGUGGACAGUUGUGUCAAGCAGAGUGGACAUUUAUGUUAAGUUUGUGACCUCCUAAGAAUCAGCGUCCUCUAAGGUGGACAGUUGUGUCAAGCAGAGUGGACAUUUAUGUUAUGUCUAUAACUUCCUGAGAACAAACGUCCUCCAAAGUGGACAUUUGUGUCAAUCUUAGUGGACAAUCGUGUUGAGUUUAUAAUCUCCAGAGACCCAGCGUCCUCUGAAGUGGACAUUUGUGUCAAGCAGAGUGGACAUUUAUGUUAAGUCUAUAACUUCCUGAGAACAAACGUCCUCCAGAGUGGACAUUUGUGUCAAGCAUAGUGGACAUUUGUGGUGAGUUUAUAAUCUCCAGAGACCCAGCGUCCUCUGAAGUGGACAUUUGUGUCAAGCAGAGUGGACAUUUAUGUUAAGUUUGUGACCUCCUAAGAAUCAGCGUCCUCUAAGGUGGACAUUUAUGUCAAGCAGAGUGGACAUUUAUGUUAAGUCGAUAACUUCCUGAGAACAAACGUCCUCCAAAGUGGACAUUUGUGUUAAGCAUAGUGGACAAUUGUGUUGAGUUUAUAAUCUCCAGAGACCCAGCGUCCUCUGAAGUGGACAUUCAUGUUAAGUUUGUGACCUCCUAAGAAUCAGCGUCCUCUAAGAUGGACAUUUAUGUUAAGUCUAUAACUUCCUGAGAACAAACGUCCUCCAAAGUGGACAUUUGUGUCAAGCAUAGUGGACAAUUGUGUUGAGUUUAUAAUGAACUUCACACAGAUGUCCACUCUGCUUGACACAAAUGUCCACUUCAGAGGACGCUGGGUCUAGAAAGCGUCUAGAGGACAUCUGUGUUAAGUGCGUAACCUCUGGAGAAACCAGCGUGCUUCCAGUAGACAUUUGUGUUUAGAUACACAUUCUCCUACGAACUAGCGUCCCUCGAAGUGGACAUUUGUGUCAAGCAGAGUGGACGUGUUUAGUUUUUCACCUACUGAGAAUCAGCGUCCUCUGCAGUGGACAUGAACUUAACACAAAUGACCACUGCAGAGGACACCGUUUCUUACAAGAUUACACACUUAACACAGAUGUCCACUGGAGAGGACGCUGAUUCUUAGGAGGUCACAAACUUAACAUAAAUGUCCACUUCAGAGG
Molecule: messenger RNA, 6934 nt
Organism: Entelurus aequoreus (snake pipefish)
Lineage: Eukaryota; Metazoa; Chordata; Actinopteri; Syngnathiformes; Syngnathidae
Gene: slc2a10
Product: solute carrier family 2 member 10
Exons: 7
Coding region: 643-2217 (524 amino acids)
Biological process (GO): transmembrane transport
Cellular component (GO): membrane
Molecular function (GO): transmembrane transporter activity
Source: RefSeq, a predicted model, not a curated record